Messenger RNA from Myotis daubentonii (Daubenton's bat), 582 nucleotides. RefSeq names its product biogenesis of lysosomal organelles complex 1 subunit 1 (gene BLOC1S1). Gene Ontology annotation, cellular component: BLOC-1 complex. NCBI's taxonomy places the organism in Eukaryota, Metazoa, Chordata, Mammalia, Chiroptera, Vespertilionidae. Gene Ontology annotation, biological process: endosomal transport. The record is from RefSeq and is a predicted model, not a curated record.
GUGACGGCGCGGUCACGUGGCCCGGGCCCCUCGGCGCUGAGCCGUGCGUCCGGCUCCGGGAGUCUGCGGGGCCGGGCGCGUCCAGCCUCCCCGCCCUAGCCUGACGCGACCAUGCUGUCCCGCCUGCUGAAGGAGCACCAGGCCAAGCAGAACGAACGCAAGGAGCUGCAGGAGAAGAGGAGGCGAGAGGCCAUCUCUGCAGCGACCUGCCUGACAGAAGCUCUGGUGGACCACCUCAAUGUGGGUGUGGCCCAGGCCUACAUGAACCAGAGAAAGCUGGACCAUGAGGUGAAGACCCUACAGGUCCAGGCUGCCCAAUUUGCCAAGCAGACAGGCCAAUGGAUCGGGAUGGUGGAAAACUUCAACCAGGCACUCAAGGAAAUCGGGGAUGUGGAGAACUGGGCUCGGAGCAUUGAGAUGGACAUGCGCACCAUUGCCACUGCCCUGGAGUAUGUCUACAAAGGACAGCUGCAGUCGGCCCCGUCCUAGCCCCUCCCCCUCCCCCUCUGCCUCCUCCUACCCCUCCACCUCCCCUUGGGGCAGGAGGGAGGCUGGCAGGCCACAAAUAAAACACAAGCCUCA